Triticum urartu is the source of this 2671-nucleotide messenger RNA. Its product is annotated as disease resistance protein PIK6-NP. The record is from RefSeq and is a predicted model, not a curated record. NCBI's taxonomy places the organism in Eukaryota, Viridiplantae, Streptophyta, Magnoliopsida, Poales, Poaceae. Gene Ontology annotation, molecular function: ADP binding.
UCGUUAGGUGAGUGAAAAAGCAGCUUGCAUCUAGUACAGACUCGAGCUUACCAUCCCCUUUGUUCAUGCAGUUCUCUGAGUUCUCCUCACUCCAAGCUAUACACAAACAGAAACCCAAACGAGAGAUAGAGUGAAGAGACAAGAAAUAGCUAGAGGAAUCGAUGGCACCUAUGGUGAUCGCUGCACAAGAGCACUGAUUUCACAACAGUAAUUCUACCCACACGGAGCUCGCGGACUACAUCGGGUCUGUUGGAUUAGUGACGGCCCAAGCUUCUGCAAAGGGAGGGGACCGAUGGCACCUGUAGUGACCGCUGCACUAGGAGCGUUGGGUCCCCUGCUGGCAAAGCUGGCAGAUCUGCUUGCCAAAGAGUGUGGCCGGCUGAAAGGUGUGCGGCGCGAGAUACGCUCCCUCCGGUCUGAGUUCUUUACCAUGCAUGGUGCGCUUAAAAGCUAUGCCAAGCUAGAGGAUCCUGAUGAUCAGGUGAAGGAAUGGAUGUCGCUCGUGAGGGAGCUGGCCUAUGAUACUGAGGAUUUCUUCGACAAGUUCAUCCGCAAGCUCGGCGAUGGUGGGGUUCAUGACGCCGGCUUCAAGGAUUUCUUUCGCAAGACGGCUCGCCGUUUGAAAACGCUUGGAGCUCGGCAUGGAAUUGCCAACCAAAUCAAUGACCUUAAGCUUCGUAUCAAGGAGGUGAAAGAGCUCAAGACUAGCUACAAGCUCGAUGAUGUUGCUGGUAGGACCUCUGGCAAUUCAGCCGUGGAUCCCCGGCUGGCUGCUCUUUUUGCCGAGGAGGCACACCUUGUGGGUGUUGAUGGUCCAAGAGAUGAUCUUGCCAAGUGGGUUAUGGAAGAUGAAAACAAGCAUGGUCGCAAGGUGUUAUCUAUUGUUGGGUUUGGUGGAUUAGGAAAGACAACGCUGGCAAAUGAGAUCUGUCGCAAGAUUCAAGGGCAUUUUGAUUGUCAUGCUUUUGUGUUGGUCUCCCAAAAGCCAGAUACAAUAAAAAUUAUCAAGGAUAUGAUCUCCCAAGUGUCCUACAGCGAUGAAUUCAAGAAAGAUAUGGAGAUUUGGGACGAAAAGAAAUCCAUUUCAAAGCUAAGAGAACUUCUACAAGAAAAAAUGUAUCUUGUUAUCAUUGAUGAUAUAUGGUCUAUAGUGGCAUGGAAUGCUAUCAAUUGUGCAUUUCCAGAGAACAGCUGUUCUAGCAGAAUUGUAGCUACUACACGCAUAAUGGAAGUAGCUAGCUCUUGUUGUCCAGGUCCUGAUGACCAGAUCUAUGAAAUGAAACCUCUAAGUGACCCUCACUCUGAAAGACUAUUUUUUAGAAGAAUCUUUGGAUCAGAGAAUUGCUGCCCUCACAUGUUUAUUGAAGUUUCGAAAGCUAUCUUGAAAAAGUGUGGAGGCCUACCAUUGGCAAUUAUCAGUAUAUCUGGUCUACUAGCUAACAGACCACGUGUCAAAGAAGAGUGGGAGAAGGUGAAAAGAUCAAUUGGUUCUGACUUGAACAGAAACCAGAGUCUAGAGGGAAUGAAAAACAUACUGUCCUUGAGCUAUAAUGAUCUUCCACCACACCUCAAGACUGUCUUGUUGCACUUAAGUAAUUUCCCUGAGGAUUAUGUGAUUGACAGAGAAAGGUUGGUGAGGCAAUUGAUUGCGGAAGGCUUUAUUUCUGAAGAGCGUGGGAGGAGCUGUCAAGAGGUUGCAGAAAGUUAUUUUUACGAGCUUAUCAAUAAAAACCUGGUCCAACCAGUGGGCAUUGGUUAUGAUGGGAUGGUUCGUGCCUGUCGAGUUCAUGACAUGAUGCUUGAACUUAUCAUUUCAAAAUCCAUUGAAGAAAAUUUCAUCACUGUGGUCAAUGGCAGCCAAACUAUUUGGGAAAAUUCUCAGUGUUUUAUUCGACGAUUAUACUUAAGGGAGAUCACAGGCUUUGACAUUACCAUGAGUUCAGUAGGUGCAAUGAAGGAGCUAGGGAGCCUGAUCAAUUUGAAGGUACUCCGUGUACUGUUCAUCGUGAAAGAUGAAGAAUCUCAAGAGUACAAGAGUCAUGCAGAGAUAUUUCAUUCCUCACUAUGCAAGCUUGGCAGCUACAAACUCCAGUCUAUGCGGAUAAGUGCUGAUAGUCCAUCUCUUUUUGGGUUAUUAGAUUCCUGGUCUCCCCUUCCAACUCACCUCCAAAGAUUUGGGAUGGGCACCCAUUACUGUUUAUCAAAACUGCCAGAGUGGAUUACUCCAGCACUCACAAGUCUUGCAUACCUGAACAUUAAGUUAAGUGUAAUAACAGAGGAGGUUCUUGGCAUACUUGGAGACCUGUCUUCAUUACUUUAUCUGAGACUUUAUACUACCAACACGGUCCAUAAAGACAUGCUUGUUUUACAAGGCAGAGGAUUCCGAUGUUUGAAGAAUUUCCUUUAUAAACCUUUUGGUGUAGGUGCAGGGAUCCUUUUGUUUGAGGAAGGGGCACUGCCAAAGCUCGAGGAGCUUAAGCUGUGGUUCUCUGUAUCAAUGGCAAAGGCCUAUGGGUUCUACUUAGGUAUUGAGCACCUCCCAUAUCUGAAAGAUGUGCGAGUUGGUCUUCAGAGCUGGGAUGCCACAUCUUCUGAAGUUGAGGCUGCAAAAGUUGCCAUAAGGAAUGAAGCAAGUCUCCAUCCCAACCAUCCCAGAUUGACUCUCGAAUGA